AUGCCCACCAGAUUCAGGGGAAUUGACAGGCCAUCCAUAGAGGACCGAAUAUUCACCAAUGAAGAAUUAAUGGUCAAGAAAGUAAUACCCGAUAUUCCUUUGGGCCGCUGUGAUCAUGCGACGCUAUUGUUUCAUUACGUGUGCUACGCGGAUUAUCCUAAAAAGCAUGCCGAGGAAUAUCGUGUCAUAACCAAAUAUGAAGACUUGUCCGACCUCCUUGAUGCAACCACCUGGUCAUUCUUAGCUGAAUUAACCCUUGAGGUGGCCUGUGGUGAAUUCGUCAACAAAUUUACCAAGCUCGUGGCAAAGACAUCUGAAAUUAAACGCUACCGGACUAAAAGAAUGAAGUAUUUCUUAAAGAGCAGGACAUGUAAAUGCAUGGCAUUAAGGGACUUGGCAUGGCACAAAUAUAUAACCUCCCUGAACGACUACACCUGGGAUAUCUACACAAUACACAGGGACAAUUGUGUCAAACGCGUCCGGGAAAAUAAACUUAAGAACCAACAAGAUCUAAUGAAAAAGUUCUGCUCCAAACUCAAACUGCUGUACAGGCACGUAAACAAUUUGCGCAGUGCUAAGCGCGGUAUACCUGCUUUGCAUACGGCUUGCUGGUUAGCCUAUACCGCAAAAGAGGCAAUCAAAGUCCUUGGACAACAAUUUGGCCGUGCCUUCCAGAACGCGCAAUCAUCAUACAUCCUGCCUAAGAAGAUAACGCCGCCAUCAGGGCUUAAGCACAUACCGUUCACCUACGCAGCUGUACUGGAGAGGCUGAUGUCUCUGCGCGAGUUCAGCUCCCCGGGUGCGGACCGCAUUCGCCCGAAGGCGUUUAAAGUUGCCGCCAUGAAUUUUGCAGGACCACUAGCAAUUUUCUUUUAA
Messenger RNA from Dicrocoelium dendriticum, 876 nucleotides. NCBI's taxonomy places the organism in Eukaryota, Metazoa, Platyhelminthes, Trematoda, Plagiorchiida, Dicrocoeliidae. The record is from the annotation of a GenBank genome assembly.